UCACGGUUGAAUUCUGUCCGCCCCUCUCCUCUAUCCACAACGAAAACCAUUCAUUAUUCACAUAUACCAAUUAAAACAGUAAUUUUUAAAAAAAAUAUCCAAAGGAACUGUUGGGCCUCUACUUCCAGUUACAGGACGGGGCGGCCUUUGAUUCCCAGUUCCAUCAAACUGCCUUUUCAGGAUAUGUCGAGUAUCGUAUCAGGUCAUCACUGUAAUUGGUCACUUGGAGGAGCAGGGGUACAGGAGCAUUUUCUUUGCAGAGGAAGAUUCUACAGCAACAAGGUUCCAUGCCCAGGAGAUAAUCAUGGUCUUCCUUGCAGAGGAUUGAUUUUCUCCACUCCUCAAUCCCUCGCCAGCAGUAGCUGUUAUCGCCCAAGUACUCGGAAAUACAGGCCUGUUUUUUCCAGUACAGUUGAUGAUCCCCGUGACCAAGAUGACCCGGAAGAAGAUGGGGCCCGUGACAAGGAUUCUUCCAAGGGUGAAACUGGAGGGAUUGAUAGCGAAUUGCUAAGAGAGAAUCUCGAAAGAAUUGUUGGGUCAGAUGAUUCUGCCUUCAGUGGAAUAGACCUCGCAACUCUGAUUAGGAACAAGUAUGGGAGGUCUUAUGAUGUUCAGCUAAUAAAGAAGGAGUUCAUGGGUAGAAAUCUCCUCGCUUUGAAUGUCAUGUGGAAGUACAGGGAGCAGAGAUCCUUUCCACUAACUGAAGAAGAGUAUAUAUUGAGGCUGGAUGAUGUGGCAAAUACAUUGAAAUGCUGGGGAGCUGUUUCCCAUAUCAGAAAUAGCUUAGAGAAGUCAAAAGAGAGGCCUCGGAUAGGGAAGGCAGUCAGCAUUUUCAUAGACAUGGAUGAGUCUGGAGGCCGAGCAAAUGAAUGGAUUUACAAGUAGAUAUGGCCACGAUUUACUCAGAUUCUACUCUGCCAGUUGUUCCAGUUUGUAAAGAUAGAAGAGCCUGUCCAUCCAACAACUAAGGUUACACUUUGGUUCAUUAUCAUAGCAGUUGUUAGACUGAAGGAGGCCGAAGGCUUGAACAUGGCUUUCUCGUAUUUGUAGUCUGGUUCUUUAUUGUUUACUCCAUAGAUAGAUAGAUAGAUACCAUAUAGGCAUGCAAAGUGUGCUGACAGUGUCUUUAUAGUGUUACAUCUACGACUAUAUUUAACACCCAUUGCUUCUUUCA
Molecule: messenger RNA, 1174 nt
Organism: Populus trichocarpa (black cottonwood)
Lineage: Eukaryota; Viridiplantae; Streptophyta; Magnoliopsida; Malpighiales; Salicaceae
Exons: 5
Coding region: 184-885 (233 amino acids)
Source: RefSeq, a predicted model, not a curated record